AUGGCAACUCACGAGAAACCUUUGCUACUUUUCACCUCAUUUCCCUUGGCGGGUCAUACGCAGCCGCUCCUCAAGAUCGCCGCCUUCGUCAUCAAACAAGGCUAUGAAGUAACCUUUAUUGCUGCCAAGGAGUUUGAGCCCGCUAUUGUUGCGAUGGGCGCCACGUUUGUCGCAACCCCAGGCGUCAUGGAACUUGUUCCCCCGGACUGGUUUGCGCAGCGAGAGUCCCGUGCAAUCGGUUAUGAGCGAAUACUUUACGAUCACCAGACGGUCAUGAUGAGUGGCAUAGUUCAGAAAACGCAGAUUGUCGACGAUACUCUUGUAGAGAUGAGAGGGGAAAAUCCCAAUCGCCAGAUCAUCAUGGUGCUGGAGACAUUCAAUCAAGGUGUCUUGCCAUUCAAGUACGGCCGACCCCCACCCAGAGGAUUCGACCUUUUCCCCAAGACAAUUGGUGUCAAUACCUUGCCUAUGUAUAUCCAAGGUGUCGACGUCGGGCCAUUCCUGAUGGCUUUGCCGCCCGACUCGACUCCGUCCGGGCGGCUUCGAAAUCAAGCGCUCAAUAAGUUGUACAAUGAGUCGCCCUUCAGCCAAGCCUUGACUCGGGGCUACAAUGAGAAGUACUUCGAAGCUGGGGCCACUAGACUGCCGGAAGGCUUCCCUGGUGAUGCUUGGGUCACCUCCUGGGAUGUGACACUGCAGCUUUGCUCCACAAGUAUGGAGUAUCCAAUGUCAGACCUGCCUAGCAAUGUGGUGUUCACAGGCUGCUUGCCACUUGUGACCCCGGAACCUGCCUACAGGUACCCUGAUUGGUGGUCCGAUGUGGUCGAGAACCAUGCCAAGAAGAAGAUUGUUUUCGUUGCACAAGGCACGGUCGCCAUGAAUUUGAGAGAGUUGAUUCUUCCCACAAUCCUAGGAGUCGCUGAUAGGGACGACAUCUUACUAGUUACCACUCUUGGCAUGAAAGGCGCAACCCUACCGGCGGACUUUGUCGUUCCAGGUAACGUGAGGGUUGCCGACUAUCUUCUUUAUGAUGUGAUCCUGCCAUAUACGGACGUUUUCGUUUCCAAUGCAGGGUACGGCGCUAUCACACAAUCGGUCAUGGCUGGCGUUCCAAUGGUUCUUGCUGGCGAAUCGGAAGACAAGAUGGAGACCAUAAUGAGGACAACAUGGGCCGGUGUUUCAUGGAAUGUCAAGACUCAGACUCCCACACCGGGACAAAUCCGUGAAGGCAUCGACGCGGUGUUGAAGGACUCCACAUUCAAGCAGAGGGUUGUCGAGUUGCAGAAGGAGAAUGAAAGCAUGAAUGCUCUCGCCAGGAUAGAAGAGCAAGUUGUUAAAUUCACCGAAUGA
Messenger RNA from Neoarthrinium moseri, 1350 nucleotides. RefSeq lists its product as uncharacterized. The coding region runs from base 1 to 1350 and encodes 449 amino acids. The record is from RefSeq and is a predicted model, not a curated record. The transcript has a single exon. Lineage: Eukaryota; Fungi; Ascomycota; Sordariomycetes; Amphisphaeriales; Apiosporaceae. Gene Ontology annotation, molecular function: glycosyltransferase activity.